This is a messenger RNA of Vespula vulgaris, 9515 nucleotides long. It is a transcript of the gene pHCl-1, whose product is annotated as glutamate-gated chloride channel. Gene Ontology annotation, molecular function: neurotransmitter receptor activity; chloride channel activity; transmembrane signaling receptor activity. Gene Ontology annotation, biological process: chloride transmembrane transport; signal transduction; regulation of membrane potential. The transcript has 15 exons. The coding region runs from base 1377 to 3059 and encodes 560 amino acids. Gene Ontology annotation, cellular component: membrane; neuron projection; synapse. NCBI's taxonomy places the organism in Eukaryota, Metazoa, Arthropoda, Insecta, Hymenoptera, Vespidae. The record is from RefSeq and is a predicted model, not a curated record.
UACCCUCAGUCUGAAAGACACCGCGGAGCUUCGCGGACGCGCGCGCGCCCCCUUCUCGUGUGUGUGUGUGUGCUGUGUGCGCGCGCGUGCGUGCGUGCAUGCGUACGUACGUGUGUGCGUGCGAAACAGGCUACAAGGGAAGAAAAAGAAAAGAAGAAGGGGAAAUGAAAGAAGAGAGAUAGGAUUGUCAUAGAGAAUAAGACAUUUGACGUAAUGCGCAAAUAACGCGUGUAUUUUCAUUCGCGUGAAAAAACGUACGAGACAAAUUUUUAUCUUCGUGUUAGAAAAUCUUUUACGUGUGAGAGAGAUGGAAAGGAGAGGUUCUAAAUUGCUAAAGAAAACAAUAUUUGGGGAUUAGAAAGGAGAACAAAGAGAUACGACGUUUAUCGUGGCCUCUAGGUCGAGACAGAAAGAAAUAGCAAAGGAGGGAGAGAGAGAGAGAGAGAGAGAGAGGGAGAGGGCAAAAAGAGGGUCAGAGUCAGCGAUCUCUUUUGAUCGUUUGCCAGGAACUCUUCCGAGUGACAUAACGCGCGAGCAUAGCAAAGGAAUCACACGUUCGUACUCGAACCUUCUUCGGUAAUCUCUUUGUAAACGAGAGAGAGAGAGAGAGAGAGAGAAAGAGAGAGAGAGAGAGAGAGAGAGAGAGAGAGAGAGAAAGAGAAAGAGAUAGAGAUAAAUAGAAAUAGAUAAAAUAAUACAAAGAAUGAACGGUGAAGAAAAAAAGGAUAAAUUAUAUCGGUAAGAUUCUCAUCUCACCCGUCGUCAUUUUUCUUUUUUUCCUUAAAAAUUUUUAGUUGAUCUACAUCUGUCUCUCUUCUACUCUCUGUUGUCCAAUGAACAACUAUCAUUACCAGGAUCAAACGUCACACGCGAUCGCGUAACCGCGUGGAAUUGGCUACUAAAUUCGCGCGAUUGAAUCGAGCGUGAUGAUUGGUUAUUCGUUAAUCGUCGUCAUUGUCAUUGGUGCGUUUUCUCUUCCGACUAAGUAUUAAUCACUUUUGACGGGAUCGUAUGUAGUACGCAGUACGAGAAGAAGAAAAAAAAGAGAAUUUCCUCGUCGGUUUUUCCUAUCGAAACGAUCAAUUUUGUGGAAAUCAAGAAGAUCGACAGUCUUUCUCUACCGAACGGAUGGACUUGGAAAAAUCGAAGACGAACGGACGACGACGUGAACAAUGAUGACGAUUAGUGCUCGUCGAUGCUGAAGUAGUUAUGAAGUACUGAAGAGUCUUGUACUCGAGCUAGCGGAUGAAGAGAGUCGCGAGUGAAGAUGAGAGUUCGUAAAAGUUGAAGGAGGAAGGAAAACCUACACAACGAACAGCAACAACCUGCCUCGUCCAUUGCGACCAGCCACAUAUCUCACGUUAAGAUGACAUAGAAUGGGUUGGGUGGUGCUAGGGCGGUGUGCGGGUGGUGGCGGCCGCCUCUCGUCCAUCCUCUCGCUGUCUCUCACCUCCCUCGCAAGUUCCCUCAUCUUUACCAUCCUCUGUAUCCUCACACUCGCCCUCACUCUUGCCAGUCUCGUGCGUGCCGAGAACAACAUCUUCGAGGAGGGCAAAUCGGACAAGGAGAUUCUGGACGAUCUGCUGCAGACGGCGCGAUACGACAAGCGGCUUCUGCCCCCGGUCCAAGAUGCGGAUUUCUGCUGUGGAAUGCAAUGGCCUGGUGACACCACCGGCCUGACAAACCGGUCGUCGACCUUCUCUAACGACCCCAAGAACCAGAACAAGAACCAGAACAAUAUCCACUACACGCCGCACCAACACCUUCGCACUCACCUUCGCGGAACCUUGACCGUCAACGUGAGCGUGUUGCUGCUGAGCUUGGCCUCGCCCGACGAAUCCAGUCUGAAAUACGAAGUGGAGUUUUUGCUGCAGCAACAGUGGUUCGAUCCGCGGUUGCGUUAUAGCAACAGAUCGCGAUACGAAUUUCUUAACGCGAUUCACCAUUACGACAAAAUCUGGCUGCCGGAUACGUAUUUUAUAAUGCACGGCGAUUUUAAGGAUCCUCUUAUACCGGUUCAUUUCGCUCUGCGAAUAUACCGCAAUGGCACCGUCAACUAUCUUAUGCGGCGUCAUCUAAUCCUAUCCUGCCAGGGUAGACUCAAUAUCUUCCCAUUCGACGACCCACUGUGUUCAUUCGCUAUCGAGAGCAUAUCGUACGAGCAGACGGCGAUCACGUACGUUUGGAAGAACGACGAGGGUACGUUACGAAAAAGUCCGAGCCUGACAUCAUUGAACGCUUACCUCAUUAAGAACCAGACAAUCACGUGUCCGAUUAAAGUAAGCUGGCGAGCUGAAGGACAAAUCAUCGACUACGAGGACGAGUUCGAUGAGUUCGGGGACUCUAAGUGUUCGCUGUGCCAGCGCAGGUUUGAGGAGCAAGGUAACUACAGCUGCCUGAAGGUGGAUCUAAUCUUCACCCGGGAUCGUGCCUUCUACUUCACGACGGUCUUCAUCCCGGGUAUCAUUUUGGUCACCAGCUCGUUUAUCACAUUCUGGCUGGAGUGGAACGCGGUACCGGCACGCGUGAUGAUCGGCGUGACUACGAUGCUGAAUUUCUUCACAACGUCAAAUGGUUUCCGAGGAACAUUGCCGGUGGUUUCAAAUCUGACCGCCAUGAACGUUUGGGAUGGCGUCUGUAUGUGCUUCAUUUACGCGAGCCUUCUUGAGUUUGUCUGUGUGAAUUACGUUGGCCGCAAACGACCGAUGCACAACGUCGUCUAUCGUCCCGGCGAGAAUCCCGUCACCCAGCGGCUUCCAGCGGUGCUCAGCAGGAUAGGGAUUAUAUUGGCCAGCCCCUUGGGUAAAAAGAAGCGAGAGGGUGGACCUCCAACUGGUGGUGGAACGGGACCGAACGAGAUCGUUACUUGUACCAAUUGUGGCCCAAAUCCCUGCACACACACGGCUACCAAUGGAUGUACAGCUGAGAUACGAAAGAAAGAGCCACCGCAUCCGAUCAGAGUGGCUAAAACGAUCGAUGUGAUAGCGAGGAUCACCUUUCCAGUCGCCUACUUCAUGUUCCUUACGUUCUUCUUCAUCCAUUACAAGGGCAGCUCGUAGAGCAGCAUUCAGAAAUGGACACGAUUGUUGACGACGUAGGAUCGAAGUGAUCGACAAUUCUUCGAUCAUAAAAAAUAACGACGAUGAAGAUAAUGCCGACAAUGAUCAAGAUUACAAUUACGAUACGAUUACGAUGUAAACGACGACGAAAUUUAUCGUUGUUGACAUCUCUCUCUCUCGUUUAACAGGAGGAAGCCUUUCGAUGAAUGAGCAAGCAUGUAUUCGUAAGCAUGUGUCCGGCUGAAUUGAAAAUCGAAAAUGGAAAGAAAAAAAAAGAAAAAAAGAAAAAAAAGUGGUACGAAGGGUUGAAAAAAAAGAAUUAAGAAAGAUGAGUAAGAUGAGGUAGAGAAGGAGGAGAAGAGGAGGAGGAAGAAAAGGAAGAGAAAGAGGAGGAGAAGGAGGAUGAUAAUGAUAAUGAUAAUGAUAAUAAUAAUGAUAAUGAUGAGAAAGUAGAGGGGUAGGAAAAAGGGAGAAGGAGAGGAAGAGGAGAAAGAAAAAGAAGAAAAAGAAAGUGUCUAUCGAUGAAAGCUGUUAUCUAUCUCUUUCUCCCUCCCACUCUCCCUCCUUCUUCCUCUUUCUCUUCCCCUCUCUCACUCUCUCUCUCUUUCUCUCUCUUUCUGUCUCUUUCUUUUUCACUCUCUCGUACACAUAAAUACGAACAAACACACAACAUAGGAAACACAUACAUACGCAAUAUUGUGAUAGCACUCUUAAAAGCACUCUUCUGUCGUCGUCGUCCGGAGAAACGUGAUCUGCGGGUGACGGUGUGGAUAAUCCAUUCUCUUCUUCCUCUUCCUUCUUCUGCUUCUUUCUUUCUUUCUAGCUUUUUCUUUUCUCUUUUAUUUUCUUUUCUUUUCUCUCCUUUUCUUUUCCUUCUUUUUUUCUUCUUCUUUUAAUAAUCUAGCUCGUUUAAAUAGACUGUAAUUGCCUCCCCUCGAUGCAGCGAACGACGUGCUUGUUAUCUCUAGAGAUUGAACGAAUUAAAUUGAAUUAAGAUGUAAAAUAAUUAAUAAUAUAUAGACAUAUAUAUAAAUAUAAUAAUAAAUAUAUAUUCGUUGUUCGCCAACGUCAAGCGAAUUAUCGAAUAUAUAUAAGUAUCGUCCUCUCGUAUACCGCGUGCUACAGAAUUAUUUAUCGUUGAAGAAAUGUCGAAAGAAAUAAUGGAGAAGAAAAAUGGAGAACAAACAAAAAAUGGCGAAAGGAUUCCUCUUAUCAAACGAGAAGCUCUCGACCGAGCCGUUAUACAAGAUAUAUACAUAUAUAUAUAAUAUUAUAAAUAUAAAUAAACCUUGCCAGAGACUACUUCUCCUAACGCAUACUCUAUCGAUAUUAUUAUGAUUAUUAUGAUUAUUAUUUAUUACUAUUAUUAUUAUUAUUAUUAUUAUUAUUAUUAUUAUUAUUAUUAUUAUUAUUAUUGUUAUUGUUAUUGUUAUUAUUAUUAUUAUUAUUACUAUUACCAUUAAUAUUACCACUGUUACUAUUACUAUUAUUACUAUUACUAUUACUUACUAUUAUUACUAUUACUGUUACUAUUACUUAUUAUUAUUACUAUUACUAUUACUAUUACUAUCACUACCAUUGCUACAUUAUCGCUACUAUUACGUACUAUAUAUUAUUGCCAGCAUUAUCGACACUACAGGCGGAAUGAUUAACGAACGAUGAUGAUGUGCUCUAUACCACGUAUACCAUUUUUACUAAUAUCGCGAGCAAUAUAUAUACUAUAUAUGUGUAUAUAUAUAUAUAUAUAUAUAUAUAUAUAUAUAUAUAAUACUCUACAGACCAAGCGAGAAGAAAGAGUAAAAAAAGAAAAAAGGUGAAAAGAAAAAAAGACACGUAGUAAAAAAGGAACAUUCAAGGGAGUUAUUAACGAUCAUUAUCGUAAAACUUGCUUGAUAAUUGUACGAGAUGGAAAGAAAGAAAAAGAGGAAAAAACAAAGAAAGAAAUAGAAAUAUAAUGCUAGUAAGAACGCGCGCGCACGUCGCAAUUAAGCAACUGUAAUUUUUAUAAAAGGAUGUUCGUAAAAAAAAGGGAGAAAAAAAGAAAAUGACGAAUAUAGAAGAAAGAAGGAAAAAAAAAGAAAGACGUUCGUUUAAAGCGAAACUCGCAAAUUCUAACCUACUAUUUCUUUUUUUCCUUCCUUUAAAUCUGGAUGUUAAUGAAUCGACCGACCAGGUCCUGCCAUCUACAUUCUAAAACUGACAUUAAAAAAUCUUACUACGUUAGAAUUUGAUGAGUUGUAGCGCGAUAUUUGAACGUUCGAUGGUCAAAAAAGGAGAAUAUGCUUUUAAAAGAUAUAGUAGGAAUAUUUAUAUAAAGAAAAAAAAACGGCUUUUUUCAUCCAUCUCAAUUUUUUCGGAGUCUUACGGUGACUUUCUCGUAUUACAUUAAUAUUGAUCGCUUUACGAAAUUUCGAAAAUACCUUCUCAAACGUCCACAUCAUACAUACAUACAUACCUACACACAUACACACACACACAGUGCAUACAUACACAUACGUACAUACAUACAUGUAUAUAUAUACAUAUAUAUAUAUAUACACGUAUAUUUUUAAGCACUGCCAGAUACAAUUAAGUUCGAAGCACAGAUUCAUUGUUUUAAAAAUGAUACGCUGCGCCGAUGAUGAUAAUUAUGAUGAUUGGACGUAAUUGAGGAUCAUCAACAAUGACCGGCUCCGUGUGAGAAAACACGCGAGGGUAUACGACGAUUGCGUACAAGUUUUUCUUGCUUCUGAAAAUCUUCUAAAUUUAAAUGACAGGAAAUUAGAAAGUAAGAAAAAUUUUUCUUUCCUCGUGAUCUGUUCGUUUUUCGUAAAUCUUAAUAAGAGAUCUUAUACAUUACGUGUAAAUAGAUAAAUAAUUCAUAGAUAUGUAUAUAUGUGUGGAUGUGUAUAUAUAUAUAUAUAUAUAUAUAUAUAUAAUUAUAUAACGUAUUGGUUGAAAAUAAAAAGAAUAAGAUAAAUACGUACAGAAAGAGAGAAAAAAAGAGACGAUCGAAAAAAGAUGGCGGUCCACCGCUCGUACAGAGAAAAGAAACAAAAAAAGAUCGAAAAUAUCGAUUGGUCGAUUAAUUUGCUCCUUUCAUAUUAAUCGCUUAAUAUCGAUAUAUAUAUAUAUAUAUAUAUAUACACAUACACACAUUAAUUCGCCUCGGUACCUAUAGUAUAUUAAAAAUUCUUAAAAAAAUGUCGAAGCAGAGCUGCGCGGAUUAUCUCGAUAAUUCUUAGGUGCUUUUAUUUCGCGAGCGAUACCGUAUAAAUUCUAACGUUACUCAUUCAUAAAUAAUUAAGCUUUUGAAAAUAAUACUCCUUCGAAGACGUAUUAAGUCCCAGAUUGAAAAAUUCAAACGAAAUAUUUAUAGUGGGAACUUUGAAAACAUGAAAUUAAAAAAGAGAAAGAAAGGAAAGGAAAAAAAAGGAAAAGUAAAGCAAAAAAAAAUAUGACUCGUAUUGACUCGACUGGUCGAAAGAACAACCGACAAUGGCACUGAUAAAUGACACAAGUCAUACGGAGGUGCGUGCGCGCGCGCGCGAGCAAGCGCGAAUGAGCGAACAAAAUUAAAACUUAAAUUGCUAUAAAUCAACACAACGAAUAUUGCGUAGAACGAGAGUUUCGCUGAGUUAAACAAUAAGAAAAAAAAAAGAAAGAGAAAAAAUGUUGAGAAAGAAAUUAUGAAACCGAUGAUAAACGAUCAACGUCAAACGAUUUCACCGAAAUGUGCAACGCGUAAAAAUCGAAAAUUUGCAAUUGUGAGGGAGUAUGUAAUAAUGUAAUAUUAUUUAGAUAUAUUACAACUCCCAUAUGAAAUAAAAAAAAAAAAGAAAGCAUUAAUCUGUGUUAAAUAAUAUUCGUAAUUUUUCAAGAAAUAUCAAAGCGACCGAAAUAUGUCUGAUUAAACAAAAAAAAAAAAAAAAAGAAAAAAAUACGAUAAGCAUUGCGUAAAAAAACACGGCAACAACAAUGGGAAGCAAUAUUUUGCAAUGAAAUAAGACGAAAAUACUUUAAACCAAACAGCAAUGUCGAGUAAAACGACAACCCUAAUCUACGUUUAUAAACUUCACGUUGUUGUAGGUUAUAUGGAAAGAAAAGAAAAAAAAUUGAAGAAAAAGAAUGAAACAAGAACACCUCUAGGUGAUAGGAACGCUAAUUAGUUGUUUAAUUAAUUAAUGUUACUAACGUUUAAACGCUCCACGGACCAAAGUACAUAAUCCUACGAAGUCUUCACUGUCUUUGCGAAGUUGGCAUUUAUACUUUGCUAGCAUCUCUCAUUAAGGAAAAACAAAGUUUUUAAAUUAACAUAAUUCUAAAGUUUUGCGUUAAAUGUAUUCAAAUAAAUGAUUACCAGCGUUAAAUUAAUUCACUAUAAAAAAAAAGAAACAUUAUCACAUAUUUUUGCGUUAAGAAAAUUCCUAACGUUAUUUGUUUUUUAAAAGUCCCGCGCAUCUUAUCAAAGAUUACAUUAGUUCUUUAAUAUUUAAAAUUGGCCCUAUGAAUGAAGAAAAUAUCGUUUUUCUCAACGGAUAAGAAAUUAAACGAAAAGAAUUACGAAUCUGUAUAAAAUCAAAUUCGUUCUUUUUUUUCUUCUCGAGAUGCCAGUAAAUCAAACGCUAACUUCACAAUGGCGUUCUUAUUCUCAUAGUUAGUUGCACUCAUUAAAUAUCAUGCAAAAAAAAGUCAACCGCGAAUAUGCGUAAUUUGUGUGCUUAUGCAAGUGCCGUACGCCUACUUAUUAUAUAUAUAUAUAUAUAAAAAAAAAAAACUAAAAAAGAAAAAUCGUUUGUUACUAAUUUUAGAUAAUUAUGCUCAAAAGUAAAAGAUUUAUAUAAAAAAAAAGAAAAAAAAUAACAAAAGUGUUAGUAUCCCAUCGCGAAGCACCGAAAUCUCUCGUAAAAUAAUAUCACGGCUUUAACUGUGUCUGUUGUGUCAAACAUCGAUAAUAUUCGUGUUUACGAUUAAAAAAAAAAAAAAAAAAGAAAGAAAGAAAGAAAGAAAGAAAAAAGAAAAAAAGAAAAAACGAAUAAUAAUAUCGAGAAAAAAAUCGAGAGGUAUUACUCUCUUAUUUUUCAUUCCUCUUAAGAUAUUAUCUCUCAAAUUAUUCUAAGUCGCCGAUCGAGGAACAACAAAUUUUACAAUAAUCUAAUUUUUUUUUAUUCAUUAUACCGAACAAUUUCAUUUACAUCUAAUUAAAAUAAUAAUAAUAAUAAUAAUAAUAAUAAUAAUAAUAAUGCCGCUUCUUUUUUAUUUGUUCUGUUGAUGAUAAAAAAAAAAUAAAAAAAGACAGAAGGAAAAAUGGAAGCUGAACAUUUAUAAAUAUGUAUAUAAUGUGUGAUCAUAAAAAAAAAAGAAAAAAAAACAGAAAAAAGAAACGAGAAAUAAAAUAAAAUCAAGUCAAAGCGCGAAUCGUAGUGUCGAAAAGAGCGGGAUAAUGAAUUUGUAUAAAGAUAAGCCUUAUUAUAACUUAUUAUGUGAUAUAAAAGAAGGAAAAGAGAGAGAGAGAGAAAGAGAGAGACAGACAGAAAGAGACAGAAAGAGAGAGAGAGAGAGAGAGAGAGAGAGAAGAAAAACAAAAAAAAACACAAACUUUUAAUCGCUCUUAUUACUAUUUGUUAUUAUUUUUCGUUUUUCGAUACUCUAAUAACGAUAACAAAAACAUUAUUACCUUAUAACAAUUAUUCUUGUUAUUAUUAUUCAUAAUUGUUAUUGUUAUUGUUAUUAUCAUUGUAUUGCCUAAAAUUUAUACGGCGAUUAGGGACAUGUGUGUGCAUAUACACAACUAAUAUACACAUAUACAUAUUAUACACAUACACAUAUAAAUACACAGAGAUACAUACACAUAUACACACAGAGCCGUUAUCGCAAAUUAACGUUAUUAAUUAUAACUAAUGAGCACUUAUAUAUAGCACGUAUAUUUAAACACUUGCAUUGUUAAGGGAUACGCGUAAUGAAAAAGAAACGGAUAUAUUAAUUCGUAACAGUCUGCGGUAGAUAAAGCUGUGAUGUUUAAGAGCCGAUAACAGCGUGAAAGAGCGCACGAUUAUUUUUGCAAUACUUAAGGCAAAUUAGAAAAGAAAGAAAAAUAAACAAUUCUUAAACAUUAGUUUUCUCCUCCCGCGAUACGCGCGUAGGAUAACGCACACGCGUAAUAAGCGUAAAAGAAUAAAAGAAAAAUAAAGAAGAAAAAAAGAAAGAAAAAAGAAAUAAUAAAUAGAGAAAAGAAGUUACAAGAGAAAGAAACAAUGACACACAUAUGAAGGAGACACAAUUAAAUCACGAUUAAUAUUAAAGAUUAUACUGAUUCGAACGCGAAUGCAUACAUAUUAUAUGAACAUUGACAAGUGAUUCUUAAUCGUAAGCGGGUUUAUUGAUCACUGUAAACUUAUUAUGAUCGUAACGAUUAAUUAUCUGAUUUAUCGGCUGUGUUUGUAACGUGAUUAAAUAUUAAAAUGUCGAUUAAACUAG